Gigantopelta aegis is the source of this 2215-nucleotide messenger RNA. Its product is annotated as bifunctional arginine demethylase and lysyl-hydroxylase PSR-like. The record is from RefSeq and is a predicted model, not a curated record. The coding region runs from base 163 to 1221 and encodes 352 amino acids. Lineage: Eukaryota; Metazoa; Mollusca; Gastropoda; Neomphalida; Peltospiridae. The transcript has 5 exons.
CACGCUUGUUGCACGCCGUCAACCCAUUACAUAUUGUAUGAGCUCCAUUUUUCAUUGGUCUAAUUCAUAACUAGAUAACGCACAACGAAAACACUUGUGUUAUUAACGGACAAUAUACUGGAGUAUCCUGUUCGUCUGGAAAUGUUUUGGAUUUGAACAGAUAUGGCGGACUCGAAUUUAAAGGCUUCGGGAUCAGUGGUCAACGGCUCAACUGCUAACAACAGCGUGAAGAACAAGGGACUUUCUGCCGACAAAAAGGAGAAGGCUAAAGAACUAACGGACAAAUUCGUCCAGCUGCGAGAGGAGGCGCUCAAGAAGGGGCUGUCUGAGAAAGAGAUCCGGGAGAGUUUUCUCCGCCCUAGUAAAUCUAGAGACUUGAGAAGGCUGCUCUCUAACAAGACGUUCCAGACUCAGGUGCUAGUGUUGGUCUUGGCCGUCACCGUGGCAGUCAAGUUCGGGCUCAAAGACUUCGUCCAUGGGAUGAUCUACGACUCGAGGUGUCUCAUCAGCAAUAACAUAGUGUUUUCAGAAAUUGCGCGGCCCUUGGCAGAUUGCGAGGUAUGUAGAAACCUGAAGUCUGUGCCCAUUGAACGACACAUAUCGGCGGAGACAUUUCUUGAACAGUACGCCUACACCAAAAUACCGCUGUUGGUGAAAGAUGCCACUACCAACUGGACGGCUAUGAGCGUGUUCACCUACGACUUCUUCAAAAAACUGUACACGGAAACUGAAGGAGCGCUGGUCUCCGUGGAGGAGGAAUGCCAAUUUUUCCCCUACAAGACGGAAUUUUCUACUCUAGAGGAAGCAUUCAACAUGUCGGACGCCAGGGCACGCUACGAACCCGGAGAAGAACCUUGGUAUUUUGGCUGGAGCAACUGCCACAAGGAGGUGGCGGACAAAUUACGUCAGCACUAUCGCAGACCCUACUUCCUGCCCAACGACUCCGAAUCCAGCUCCAUUGACUGGCUAUUCAUGGGGGGUCCGGGGAUAGGAGCGUUCAUACACCUGGACUCGGUGGGGCGGCCAUCUUGGCAGGCUCAGAUCUCGGGCGCGAAGACGUGGCAGAUGAUUCCGAGUCCGGAGUGCGAGUCGGUGUGUCACGAAAUAAACAUCACCGUCGAAAAGGGAGACAUCUUUGUGUUCGAUUCUAACGAGUGGUACCACGCCACCUUCGUAGAACCCGGGGAGCUGAGCAUCACCAUCGGAUCGGAGUACGAUUAGCUGACCUCCACGGACAACUCGGAGUUACGCUAGGAUCAGACUACCAACUGUCACGACCAAGUUGGCCAACUCGACGGUUGCGUUGUAAUUUCCUCAACUGCCAACUUACGAUGGGUGCGCUCAGAUUAACAACUAAUUGGUUGUAGAAGUCGUAUACGACAAACAUCGGGUUGUAAGAGCGCUCAGACUAGCAACUACACAGUCGUAGAAGUAUUAAGAGCAGAAAGUUGGACAACUUUGUGCUGUUAGUUGGUAGUCUGACUCUAGCAUAAAAUAAAUUUAAAACAUUAUGUUGCCAGAAAUCCGCAAAUUAAUUCUUUUAAAAACAACCAAAUAAAUAUGUAAUAACAAAACAACCCCCAAAACCCCCCAUGAAAUAACAAACAAUCCCUAAUGUUUAUACUGAUGGUAUACUUUUUAGUUUCAUAUUUAUUAGCUUGCAAAUUUCUGUCUCAAGUAGCCGCUGACUACAAAUGUGUGGCGGGAUUGGGGAGGGCUGCUGGACAUAUUUUUCCUUGCACCCAGGCGUACAGAUAUCAAUUCCAUGAAGCACUUACUAUAUAUACUUGUACCUACUUAGGAAAAUAAUUUUCACGGUCUAAAACACUGUGCUUGGGUGUUUGCGAAUUGUUUUCCUUCCGUAAUUUAUUUGUUGUUUUGUUUAGUUUUUAACUUGUAAAACCUAUGGUAUUUACAAAAUAAACUUGUUGCAUAACCUUGUGUAAAACAGUCAUUGUUAGAGAUAACGGUAUUGCCGUAUGUCAUUCGAGUAGUAUCUUACUUCAGUUCGUCCUGUUAAAUGUUGUUUUAUUACUUGUAUUAUAAUACAGUUGCAGUAAUCACUUGGACAUAUUUUAGUUGUUAACCAGCUUUGGGAACGUUAUUCUUUUGUUACCAAUUAUUUCAGUUAUUGUGUUGUAUUUUAUUUCUUCCUCGUUACGUUUGUUAAGUGUGUUGUUCUGUUAAUGAAAUAAACCAUUCUGUUUGGUCGUAA